This is a messenger RNA of Pipra filicauda (Wire-tailed manakin), 3279 nucleotides long. It is a transcript of the gene PDLIM1, whose product is annotated as PDZ and LIM domain 1. Gene Ontology annotation, cellular component: stress fiber; Z disc; filamentous actin. Lineage: Eukaryota; Metazoa; Chordata; Aves; Passeriformes; Pipridae. Bases 2002 to 2922 code for a protein of 306 amino acids. The record is from RefSeq and is a predicted model, not a curated record. Gene Ontology annotation, molecular function: actin binding; muscle alpha-actinin binding. Gene Ontology annotation, biological process: muscle structure development; heart development; actin cytoskeleton organization. The transcript is spliced from 4 exons.
AAUGCUGUUGUGUUUCUUUGUUUAGCAGAGACCGACGCAGUUUCCACGUGCAUUCAGCAUGACAUACCAACCUGCUGGUCUGAACAGGUGCCUGACAGCUUGUUAUGAGCACUUUGUAAAGUUAAUGUUUUGUUUUGGCUUUGCUGCAGUGCUGGGCAGGAAAGGUACCAACUAGAACAGAAAGCGCACCCAUCCCUGUUCCUGGCUAGCCUGGGAUUCAUAAACAGGCUCUGGCACAGUUAGGGUAUUUCUGUGUUUUGUUAGCAAACUUUGCUUUCCACAGGACUUUUUAAAAGUAGCUGAAACAUUCAUACCUGUGUGAGUGAUUUUAUGUGUGAGAUUACAAAGAGUCCCAACCUUUAAAGGGCCUGUUAAUUUUUGUAUUUGCAUUUGGGCCUCACCAAAGACAUUACUUUAUCCUAGAAGUUAACGUUUCCCUUUUUUUUCAUUGGAGGUAAUAAACCAGGAGCUGUCUGAAAUCUUUUUAGCUGUGUUGGUCAGGCUACUUAACUGCCCUAAGUCUCUGCAUAACAAUAUCGAACUGCUUGGAAGACUUUGGCCACUUUUACAAUAAAAGCUGCAAUACCAAUGCUUUUGGUAAUUUGACUAAAUUUCUGACUUGUGAAUGGGGAGACAAAAGCAACUUCAACCUCUGUUUUUGCAGGGUACAAAGACCUGAGACUGUGGUUGAACACAAACCUGAAAACUUGUCCCUGACUGAAGCUGGCCCCUUGCAUUGGCAGCCCUGUCUGCAACAUGGUCCCUUCUAGGCAGAGUUACAGUGCUGCAGCUGGCAGACAAGGUGACAGAUUGUUCCUCAUUUGCUUUGUAGACUCAGCAACCUUGUUCAAGGGCUGAGCAGAGGCAGAGCAGGACAAGGAAAAUCUGACUUUGCAUUAACCUGAUGGGACCAGCUGGCAGUCAAAUAAUACCUCUGGUCUAGUCUGGAGUCCCCUCCAGGUGAGAGCGCUUUCCUGGAAGCCAGGUAGAUUUGGCUGGAAACUUGUGGCUGAUCCCUUUUUUUUCAGGGAUCAGCAAAGAAGAGGGUUCCUUCUGGUGCUGUGGCUCACUGUGCUCCUCCUAACAGGAAGGUCCAUUGCCAGCCCUGCUGCAUGUGGGAUACAUGGCAUCUCCUUAAUCUUUUCCUUGCUGAAACACAGCAAGUUGCAAAGGAAUGCUGGGGUAACUGUGGAUGAAACCUUGGAUGCUUUUGUUUACAGUGUCACCAAAAGCAAAUUAAUUGCUGCCACUUUUCAGUGGGAGCCAGGGACCUCAGCCUGCCACUAAAAACCUGCUGUUGUCUCCCCACUGCACAAGCACAGGAUUGGUUCUCCCAGUAGGUUCUCCCUACACACAGCCUUCCAGCUACCAUUAAAUUUCUGCCCAUCUGUUUUGCUGAGUUACUUGGUACAUGGCUGACCUUGCUCUGGGUUUACCUGACAUUUGUCUGCAUCCCCAUCCUGCACCCUGCAGAUACACAGUCUGUCUGAACCUGGCAGCUUGAUCCUGCCACUGCACAUGGUGACAUGACUGGGGACCUAGUCCAUGCUUCAUCCUUAAAGGGUGUGUGAUGUAAAUGCAGGGCUGGGGUACAUACAGAAAAAAAAGCAAACAUCUGCGCUGGAUUCGGUGUCACAAAGCAGGCAGGAAGGGAGAAGCCCUGCUGCUGAGCACAUCUGUUUUGGGACGGGAGGUGAGCUUGCCCAUCAGUAGGAUGCGCAGGCUAGCUUUGGGAAGAGCAGCAAUGAAGGUGGCAUUCCUUGUCUGGACAGUGGGACCAUGAGUGUCUGUGCAGGGAGCUAGCGCGUAGUGAAAACCCUGCAGCCACAUGUUCAUGGUUUUACAACCCCUGCAUUUGCUCAUCAGUAGAGUGCCUGCAUUUUAGUUUUUGUGUGGACACACCUGGAGUGCGAGACCAGAGCCACAGCAUUAGCCAGAAGCCUUUAAUGUAAAGUCAUAUAUUCAGUGGGUGUCCUUCAGACAGUAUUCUGCAGCUGCUUGAUGGCUUGGAGUAUUUGGUUUUAUCCUUCAUUAAUUUCUUUCUUCUUUCCUUUCUUCCUCCUGCGCAUUUUUCCCUCAAUUCCACAAUGUAAUCUCCAAAUGUACCCCCAAACAAACACAACUUUCACUGCCCAUGUGAACACGUGGGGCCGUAGCUGCCCAUUGCCAGUGGGUGCCAUGCGGGCUCCCGUCGCCUCUGUCUAUAACCCUCUGCAGGCACCGAGCUCCGGGUCACCGCAGCGGAGGCACAGCACCUCCUCCGUCCCCAGCCAGGUCCGAGUGGGGCCUGAGCAGCUGAAGCACGUGGCCCAGGUCUGCCCCAACAGCCCCGUGGAAGUGGAGGUGCCAGGACUCAAAGUGCUGCACAGGCAGUUCAAUUCUCCCUUGCAGCUCUAUUCGCAGAGCAACAUCAUGGACACCCUGCAGGGGCAAAUCUCUUCUGUUAGCCCUGAUUUCCCCAGUUUAGAUCAACAUAGUCAGCCCCCAGGCAGCAGUGCCAUAGGCAGAGAAUCUGAGGUUUACAAGAUGCUUCAGGAGAAUCAAGAGUCAAAUGAGCCACCCAGACAGUCUGCCUCAUUCCUUGUGUUGCAAGAGAUCUUGGAGUCAGAAGAGAAAGGAGACCCUACCAAACCAUCUGGAUUUAGGAGUGUCAAAGCCCCCACCACAAAGGUGGCCUCAUCGAUUGGGAAUGCCCAGAAGCUGCCCAUGUGUGAGAAGUGUGGAUCUGGCAUUGUAGGGAUGUUUGUGAAGAUCCGGGACAAGCAGCGUCACCCCGAGUGCUACGUGUGCAGUGACUGUGGCACCAAUCUCAAGCAGAAAGGACACUUCUUCGUGGAAGACCAAAUCUACUGUGAGAAGCACGCGCGGGAGCGGGUGGUUCCCCCAGAGGGCUACGAGGUGGUCACUGUCUUCCCAAAGUAAAUCGUGCUGCUCACAAAGCCAAUGUGGAUGGUUUAUCCUCUGCUGCUUUUCCUUGGAAAGCAUUAUCCCUGCCCCCUGCAGAAUCUUAUUUGCAAUAAGGAAUGCUAGGCAUGGCUUUGAAUUUCCUUGUCAUUAUUAAUCCUCCAUCUGUUCACAAGAUGUCACUAAUUGUCCAACAUUUUUUCAUCCCCUCUUUCACUGUUUGGUUUUUUUUUUAAUACACAGAUUUCCCCCCCUCCUUUAUGCUGUCAAUCACACAGGAAAAUCAGAGGCCAAAGUCAGAUUACAACUCUUCUAUGUCCCCGUUAUUUGCCUUCUGUUUGCCUUCAAUAAAUGGGGUGAAUCCACAAAGCAGAA